Molecule: messenger RNA, 1236 nt
Organism: Ambispora leptoticha
Lineage: Eukaryota; Fungi; Glomeromycota; Glomeromycetes; Archaeosporales; Ambisporaceae
Source: the annotation of a GenBank genome assembly
AUGGGUAAAGAAAAGCAUUUGCCAAAACCAGAGAGUAGUAAAAUAGGUGCUAAAAAGUCUAAGAAGUCAUUAGAUGCGAGUUUCAUUGCGCAAGCAGUAGCUCAAGCAGUCACGACAGUAUUUAGUAAGGAAAAAGAAAGAGCAAGAUCAACAUCACCCUCAAGCUUUAGUAGCUCAGAAGCUACUAGUAGCAAAGAUGAAAGUGAGGUGGAAGAUAAAUUGGUUAAAAGGAAAAGAGGUAGAUCAGCUAGCCAAUCACAGAACAUGAAGCAAAAGCUGAUUCCGGCUAUUACAAAAAAAUUACCAGAAUAUCGGCACUAUUCUGGUGUGAUUAAAAAAACUUUAAAACAACAUCAUAAGACGCAGCAUCAAACAGUAACAAUAAAUGCUGAUCCAAAAUUAAAGGCUUAUAAUCAUGUCAGAAUGGAGAAAAAUAGUAAGGUGAAUGAGGCAGGAAAUAAAAGCAUUAGGAGAUAUUCAUGGGAUGACCUGAAGAAAUUAACAAGAAGCAAAGAAGAGAAUUCCUAUCAUUCUGAUGAGAAGUGGAAGACGGAUGAGGAUCAGUCGAAGGACGGUAAGAAGUUAAAACGGCUAUUCCAUAAGCAUAUUGAUCCAUUUGUAGAACAACUGCAGCCAAAGAACAAUAGAAUGCAUAAACAGCAUUAUAAAAGGCAAGUUGAUAUGACUGGAAUGCCACCACCUGAUUGCUCAAGAUGGGCAUUAUCAGAAGAAGCUUUAAACCUAUUUAACAUUUCAGAUCCAGAAUUUGAUGCAGACUUUUUCACUGGAAAUGAAGAUCUACGUAAGAAAAAAAAAGCGAAAAAAAGUGGUAGUGCGAAUGCAGAAAAAAGUAGUAAGGGAAGUAAAAGGAAAGAAAGAGAUGAUGAUGAUAGGAAAGAAAGAGAUGAUGAUGGUAGAAUUAUAUUAUACAAAAGAAGAAAGAAGAAUAGUAAUACUUCACUACUACCUAACAUUAGAGAUCUCGCUGCUAUAUGGUUUAAUGUUACUACAGUAACAACAUCAUCUGCACGAACUACAACAACAACAACAACAGUAGCAGCAACACUAACAGCAACACUAACAGCAAUAUCAACAGCAACACCAACAGCAACACCAAUAGCAACACCAAUAGCAACAACAACAGCAGCAGCAACAACAACAGCAGCAACAACAACACAAACUAAAACAGCAGCAACAACAUCAAAACAGGAGCAAAAUCACCUUCAAAAGGUAUAA